Hirsutella rhossiliensis is the source of this 2325-nucleotide messenger RNA. RefSeq names its product pre-rRNA processing protein. The transcript has 6 exons. The record is from RefSeq and is a predicted model, not a curated record. Gene Ontology annotation, cellular component: fungal-type vacuole membrane. NCBI's taxonomy places the organism in Eukaryota, Fungi, Ascomycota, Sordariomycetes, Hypocreales, Ophiocordycipitaceae. Bases 1 to 2325 code for a protein of 774 amino acids.
AUGCCCGAUACCGAACAGUCACCCCUCCUCGCCCGUGAGGAUCCGCUUAACGAGUCGACGCCGCUCCUCCCCGACCGGCAACAACGCGCCAGCGGCCAGCAGUCCGGCUCGUCGCCCAGCCUAUCCAAGAGACUUGCCAAGCUCAGGGGCCGGUGGCCAUGGCCAUCAAUCAUCGCCAUCCUGGUCCUUGCCGCUCUCUUCCUGGCCAUCAUCAUUCUUGGCUUCGUCACCCCUCCCGCUGUCAAGCAGUAUGUCGAAAGCGCAGUUGUCCUCGAGCCUACCAGCCUGUCACUCGAAUCUCUGACAGCCGAGGGAGUUCGCGCGCGCAUCCAAGCCAAUCUUCGCCUAGAUGCAUCGCGUGUCUCCGAUGGCAACGCCCGGCGAAUCGGCAAACUCGUCGCCAACAUGAUGGGAAAUCUCGAUACUGACGGCACACAAGUCAGCGUGCGCCUGCCUCACUACCAUGACGCUCUUCUGGGUACUGCCGUGGUGCCCCCAUUCUCCAUCGAUCUUGUCGAUGGCCACACAAACAAACUAGACUUUGUGGCCGACGUCGUCCCCGGAGACGCCGAGACCUUGCGCAAGAUUGUUAAUGAGUGGCUGGAUGGCAAGCUUGGCAAGCUCAAGGUCACGGGUGCCGCGGCACUUCGCCUCAAAUCGGGCAUUUUCCCCCUAGGCACCCACGAUGUGGUGGAAUCCAUGGUUAUUCAAGCCAAGGAGGUUCCGUCCAUUCCCGAGUAUAAAAUUCAACGUCUCAUGUUUUUUGAUGCGCCCAUCGGCCUGGAUGUUCCGUCCCUUGGAUUGCAAGUCCUUGUUCCCAACUGCGAUCCUUCUCAACCCAACAUCGAGGUCGCAACGGCUGUCACAGACGUCAUUCACGUUCGACCCAAGGCAGACGUCUUGGCCAAGGCCAGCGGCAUCAUUCACGAGAUUCCCGACUCGCUCACGCGAACUUGUCCCGAUACAAAGUUGUCUCCGUUGGACAGUUUGAUGAGUCACUACCUGCAUGGAGAGAACACACAAGUAUCCAUCCUUGAGAGCAUUUUGGUCCCAAUCGAAUUCAGUGGCCAAAAUCUGGACAGUCUCAUCCGUAACUUCUCGCUUACCGACGUCGACUUCAAACUGCCUAGCCCGUUUGCAGACCCAAAGGACCCCAGCGGCAAGCCUCGGGUUUCCGGGACAGUGCGAGUUCUGGCGGCUCUUCCCGCAGAGUUGAACGUCGAUAUCGGCGUUGAUGGCCUCAAGGCAGUUGGCAACCUCUUCUACGAGGACCAAAAGUUUGGUGAAUUGCAUCUGGACCAGUGGCAGAAGGCAAACUCCAGCAUCAGCUCUGGCUCAGGAGAUGAAGAUACCAUCACCAUCACCUCUCGAGUUGUCGACGCACCUGUGGACAUCAUCGACAGCGAUAUUUUCGGCGACAUUAUGCAAAAACUGCUCUUUGGCGAUGAAGACAUCAUACUCGACGUCAAAUCUUCUGUGGAUGCCAGAGUCGCGACGGUGUUGGGCAAGCUGGUCUUGCGAGGCAUCCCUGCGACGGGCAAGAUUCCAGUAAAACAUAUCCCGGGUAAUGCGAUUGGGGCCCUGAACCCGCAGUUUGGAGAAUUGCGAAUUAUCAACACUUCCGACACGAGCGUACAUUUGCGGGCAAAGGUCAAUCUGACAAAUCUCACGCCCUACACUGCCAAGAUACCGUAUGUUAGUCUUCACAUCAUGAAGCAGGGCUACAUGAUUGGGGAGGCUGUUGCCGAAGACGUCGACCUCCAAAUCGGACACAAUUCAGACAUUUCUGUCAGUGCAACGUGGGAUCCAUCAACGUUUGGCAAGGCGCAAGGACGAGAAGCCGGCCGCCGACUUGUGUCAGACUAUCUUUCGGGGAAGAACACGACUGUUGAGGUCAAGGCGCAUCGCGGUACCAUCCCGGCGCUCCCCGGCGAAGGCGACGGUCGAGAGGGCAGCCGAGGCUUCAUCCGAGAUGCGACUUUUCACAUUCUUUCCUCCACGGCAACAUUUACUCUCGCGUCGCCGCUCCGCCACGACACCGUGCAUAUACAACACAUCAACGCCACGGCCUUUUACAACCACACUGAGCCCAUCGGGCAGAUCCUUCACGACGGACAGAUGGACGUCCCGCCCGGGUUGUCGCAGACGCCGCGGUUGCCGGUGCAGUGGUCGGCCAGCCGCGUAGGACUGGGCAAGCUCCGGGAAGCACUCGGGGGCUCGCUGAGGCUGGAUGCCGUGGCCAACGUCACGGUCAGGCUGGGAAAAUGGACGGAGAGGAUAGAGUAUCGAGGGCGUGGCAUUGGUGCCAGGGUCCGUCUUCUAUGA